Terrapene triunguis (Three-toed box turtle) is the source of this 426-nucleotide messenger RNA. RefSeq names its product beta-2-microglobulin (gene B2M). Gene Ontology annotation, biological process: peptide antigen assembly with MHC class II protein complex; antigen processing and presentation of exogenous peptide antigen via MHC class II; immunoglobulin production involved in immunoglobulin-mediated immune response. The transcript has 3 exons. Lineage: Eukaryota; Metazoa; Chordata; Testudines; Emydidae. The record is from RefSeq and is a predicted model, not a curated record. Gene Ontology annotation, molecular function: MHC class II protein complex binding. The coding region runs from base 1 to 426 and encodes 141 amino acids. Gene Ontology annotation, cellular component: MHC class I protein complex; MHC class II protein complex.
AUGGCACGGGGUCUCGGUGUGCUGCUGCUGGUGCUGCUCGGUCUCGCCUGCCUGGAGGCAACCCCAAGUUCCCCCAAAGUACAUGUGUACUCCCGCCACCCAGUGGAGGAUGGCAAGUCGAAUGUCCUGAACUGCUACGUGGAGGGGUUCCACCCCCCGAACAUUGAGAUCACCCUGCUGAAGAAUGGUGUUAAGAUGGAUGCCAUGGAAAUGUCUGACCUUUCCUUCAGUGACGACUGGACUUUCCAGCGCCUGGUGCAUGCCCCAUUCACUCCUAAUGGGAAAGAUUCAUAUGAAUGCAAAGUGGUGCAUAGCACCCUUACAAGUCCCAAGAACGUCAGAUGGGAAGAGGAAGCUCCUCCGGAGGACUGGAGUGAGGAGAAGGACGGGAUGGCUGAGGGAACAGCUGAGGAGCUAACCCCUUGA